CAAAAUAACGGUUCAGUUGCUUCCCUUGGGGAGGAGUUUGACAGUUCCCGGCCCAAGGUAUCCAAAAGCCAGGCCUUGAGGACCCCACUGGGCCUAAGCCAGGCUCAGGGAGACAGAUGCCUGUCCAGGUCCGGUCGGUCCGCCACAGCCUCUGUUAAAACUCAAGUCGCGCUGCGAGGAAAAUUACACCAUCUUCUGCGGGCCACUAGCCAGGGCGGAAUCCUCAGCUCUCUGGCACGUGAAAAAGCCAGGCUUGCAGACCCAGGGUGCUGGGGAGGAGCGGAUUAGUGGGGGGCAGCUCUUGUGGCUCCGAGGCCCGCCCUGCAGGCCCAGCACGACCUUCCCGUUCCCGCCCCCACCCAGACGCGGCCCCGUCUUCUGCAGGCCUCACCCGGGUGUGGCCGCUGCUGCUCCGCAGAGCCUCGCGACCAGGAAGAAGAACAACUGGAAAUAAUGAAGUCCCUUUUCUUCAUGUUUGUUGGUGUUGCUCACCUUUUAUCCCUGAACUCUGGAAAAGCUAUAUACAAGAAUGACAUUUCUCAGAGAACAUUUCAAGAAAUAAAAAAUGAAAUAGCCAGCUAUGAAGAUGUUGCUAAAGCAAUUAUCAACCUUGCUGUUUAUGGUAAAUACCAGAACCGGUCCUAUGAGCGUUUGGGAUUUCUAGUUGAUACUGUUGGGCCCAGACUGAGUGGCUCUAAGAACCUAGAGAAAGCCAUCCAAAUCAUGUACCAAAACCUACAGCAAGAUGGUCUGGAGAAUGUCCACCUGGAGCCAGUCAAAGUACCCCACUGGGAAAGGGAAGAAGAAUCUGCAGUGAUGCUGCUGCCUAGAAUUCACAAGAUGGCUAUUUUGGGUCUUGGCAGCAGCAUUGGGACUCCCCCAGGAGGCAUCACGGCAGAAGUACUGGUAGUGACCUCUUUUGAUGAACUCCAAAGAAGGGCAUCCGAGGCAAGAGGGAAGAUCAUUGUUUAUAACCAGCCUUACACCAGCUAUGGGAUUACGGUGCAAUAUCGUCAUCAGGGAGCUGUGGAAGCCGCCAAAGUGGGGGCUGUGGCAUCCCUCAUCCGAUCAGUAGCUUCCUUUUCCAUCUACAGUCCUCACACAGGUAUUCAGGAAUAUCAAGAUGGUGUGCCCAAGAUUCCAACAGCCUGUAUCACAGUGGAAGACGCAGAAAUGAUGUCACGAAUGGCUUCUCGUGGGAGCAAAAUUGUCAUUCAUCUGGAGAUGGGAGCAAAGACCUACCCCGAUACUGAUUCCUUCAACACUGUAGCGGAGAUCACCGGCAGCAAGUAUCCAGAGCAAGUUGUACUGAUCAGUGGACAUCUGGACAGCUGGGAUGUUGGGCAAGGUGCCCUGGAUGAUGGUGGUGGAGCUGUCAUAUCAUGGGAAGCACUCUCCCUUGUUAAAGAUCUUGGGCUACGUCCAAAGAGAACUCUGCGCCUGGUGCUCUGGACAGCUGAAGAACAAGGGGGAAUUGGUGCCUCCCAGUAUUAUGAGCUACAUAAGGCAAAUGUUUCCAACUAUAGUCUGGUGAUGGAGUCUGACUCUGGAACCUACUUACCCACUGGGCUGCAGUUCACCGGCAGUGACAAGGCCAGGGCUAUCAUGAAGGAGAUCAUGAGUCUGCUGCAGCCCCUCAAUGUCACCAACGUCUUUAGUGAUGGAGAAGGAACAGAUAUUAACUUCUGGAUCCAAGCUGGAGUGCCUGAAACAUGGAGAACAGGGAAGAGAUUCUGUGAGAUUAAAAAGGAGCCAGUCUGCGUGAUGACUUAUACAAAUAUUUCUCCUUCCAUCAUUCCCAUGGAGACACCAUGACUGCCAUGGAUCCCAAGCAGAUGAAUGUUGCUGCUGCUGUUUGGGCUGUUGUUGCUUACGUUGUUGCAGACAUGGAAGAAAUGCUACCCAGGUCCAGAGGAGAACAAGAAGGAAGGCCUCUUUAGCUGGGGAUCCUGGCUUCGCAUCUUCAAGAUACCCACCUUCACAAAACAGUGUUAUGCACUUAAUCUAGAGGACAGAGCUUUCUUCAUACCAUCUGUUAAUCAUCUUUUCUUGAUUCUUUCUUACCUGUUUCUAGAAUAAGACAUGAUCCUCAAUACUCCAUAGAAUCAGCACACUGUAGGGAAUCACAAUUAAGUCAUUUCUUUAUGUCACUUUGAAAACAUACUGUUUCCCACUUUUAAAAUAAACAGAUCUUUGAAAAGCC
Molecule: messenger RNA, 2203 nt
Organism: Peromyscus maniculatus bairdii (prairie deer mouse)
Lineage: Eukaryota; Metazoa; Chordata; Mammalia; Rodentia; Cricetidae
Source: RefSeq, a predicted model, not a curated record